AUGAGUGAAAUAGUACAACCUCAAGAUUCGGGCGAAUAUAUUUGUUUUGCUAAAAAUCCAGUAGGAAAUGUUGAAUCUUCUGCCCAUUUACAUAUUAAUUCACCUCCAUUAUUUACUAAACUUCCACAAAAUUUACGUUUAAUACCUGGCAAAACAGCAAUUUUUGAAUGUGAAGCUUUUGGACAGCCAAUUCCAAGAAUUUUUUGGAGCAAAGAAGGAGAUCAGCUUUUUACUUUCUUCUCUGGCCUAGUCUCAUCAGAUGGACGUAUUCAAGUUACAAAUGAAGGUCGUUUAAUAAUUGACAAUAUUCGUCAAAUAGAUCAAGGAAUUUAUGUUUGUGCUGCUGCUAAUUCUGCUGGGUCAACUUUGGCAAAAGCUUCGUUGUCGAUAAUAAGUGAUGCAACUUCCCAUCCUCCACCAAUCAUUCAAUAUGGACAUCAGAAUCAAACUUUAAUGCUUAACGAUAUGGCAAUACUUCCCUGUCAGGCAACUGGACGUUUACCUGUUGUAAUUAAUUGGAUGAAAGAUGAUAUGCCUUUAAAUCUAAAUUCGAGUGAUUACAAAAAUCGUUAUCGACAACAAUCGAUGGGGACAUUACAAAUAUCAGACUUGAAGAAAGAAGACAGUGGAAUUUUUACAUGUAAAGCAUCAAAUGAAGAUGGAGAAACCACUUGGACAUCAUCUCUUGUAGUUGAAGAACAUACAAAUAGAAAUACAAAUUUUCAAAGAAUGCCUGACGCAACAGUUCUUCCCUCGUCUCCAGGAAAGCCAAAUUUGUUAAAUAUUUCUGAUGAUGGAAUUGUUGAAUUGGAAUGGACAGCUCCUGAAAGGCAGGGAGCAUCGUCUAUUGUUGGAUAUAUAAUUCAAUAUUGGAGCCCUGAAAUGGGAGAGUCUUGGCAAAAUAUAAUGGAUGUUGUAACUACUACCCGUUUUCGUAUCAAAAACCUUCGACCUGGACGUUCCUACAUUUUCUUGAUUAGGGCAGAAAAUUCCAAAGGAAUAGGAUUACCAUCACAACCAAGUUCUCUUGUAACAAUUUCUACGCCUAUUGGAUAUAGAGAACCUGAGGAAGGUAGUGAAACCUCUUCUCAAUUUGGAAGAAUGUUAGACAUGGAAACUGCUCGACAAAAACUUUCUUCUGAACAGUUGGUCAAAUUAGUAGAAGUUAGACCUUUAAAUUCUUCAGCGAUGCUAUUAAGUUGGAAAAGGCAGAAAAAGGAGCCUUUAGUCCAAGGUUAUUAUAUUAAAUGGCGUGGACCUCCUUUACCACACGACCACAGUUGGGUGAAUGUAACCGAUCCUGAAAUUGAACACAUAAUCAUUAAUGGAUUGAGGCCUUUUAACAAUUAUGAAUUUUUUGUGAUACCUUAUCAUUAUCAAAUACAAGGAAUGCCUUCAAAUUCGCUUGAUGGGACAACAAUGGAAGCUAGUCAGUUUUCAAAUUUAUUUUUUUUAUUUGAGGGAAGUUUGGUAUGA
Molecule: messenger RNA, 1476 nt
Organism: Meloidogyne enterolobii
Lineage: Eukaryota; Metazoa; Nematoda; Chromadorea; Rhabditida; Meloidogynidae
Source: the annotation of a GenBank genome assembly